GGAGUCGAUGCAUUGAUGACAGAACAGCAGAAAACUUAGUUCGUUACGAACCGUCUCCACGUGUAGACAGGAAGUGCUCACAUAACUCGGAUACAAAAAAAGGAUAACGACGACGACACGUUCCAAACACAAAACAUUCUCAUUUUGGUUGUUUUUUAAUUUUAAUUUUCUGUUAUUAGAAUUUUUUGAUAUCCUUACAAAAAUUUAAUUUCGCGUUUUGAAUGUGAUUUUUGUUGUUUUUUUGGUUUUGCUUUGCUUCGGAAUCAAAAUUGCAGAAAAAUAAAGUUAAAAAAAAAAAACAAAACAAAAGAAAAUAAUAAAUAAAAAUACGAGUACCAUCAAUUUUUUGAAAGUUCUUUUGUAAGAAGAAAGAAAGUGAAAGUGCAGACAAACGUGCUGAAGAAGUCCUUUUUGGUUGUUUUUCUGUUAUCGCAUAAUAUCCUUGUAUCCUAUUCUCGAGUGUGCCAUGCGAUGGUAAAAUGGGUAAAUUAGCUGUGGGGAUACUGCAACUACAGUAAUUUGUAGCCCAAAUCUUCCUCUUCCUUCUUUUCAACAUCAUCAUCACUAGCUUCUCGUCCUUAUCUUCCUUCUUAUCUCUGUGUUAUCGUCCUUAAGUUUCGUUUUUUUUUCUCUCAACGUCGUCGUCAACUCGUCAUCGUCCUCGGCUCAUCGUGUGUCGGACGGCAGCGCUAGCGGCGAAAUAAAGAAAGAAAAAAAUAUAUAAAUCAAUUAAGGACUCUUGUGUGUGAUUUUUUUUGUUUAAAUAUAUACAUACAUACAUAUAUAGUCGUGUAUAACGGUACCUAUAAAAUAUAUAUUGUUAGAAAAAAAAAGAAAUCCUUAAAUUGCGACAUCAAGAAGGAACAGAGUGUACUUGAAUAAUUAAAUGAAAAUAUUUUGUCUGCAUUAUCCUGCCGAUCCUGCUGUCGGAUAAGGAAUUCUUGUUCUUCCGCUUUAAUGUUCGUCCUGUCAAUCGAAAAAUACGUGAAUUCAGCGUAUUUUUUGUGUUUUUGUAUUUCUCUUUGUUUCUCCGUUUAAUAUUUCGUGGGGUAGUGGGUGGGUGGUUGGGUAUUUGUGUGUUGUGUUGGAGAGUCUAUCGGAAGGAUGUUCUGCAACAAGGACUCUUCGUUAAUUUACCAUCAGCUUCAUCAUCAUCGUCAAAAUGAUGUCAAUGUGACUGAAUGUAAACAAAAGGAAACACAAAUUAUUUGUAAAUAAAUUUAAUUUGUUUCUUAACAAAUAUUUAAAAAAAAUUAAAGUGCGUGUUUCUUUUUAUACUGAAAAUAAAUUUAAACAAGAAUUAAAAAGUACGUCAACUCGUGAAUGAACAUUGAUUUUUGGAAAUCACAAAAAUAAAAAAAUAAUUACAAAAUUCUUAAGUUCUUGUUGAGUGGAUUUUUUUUGUGUUUUAUAAAUUAUAUAAUAAGGAAUACAAAAUUGAUUGAAUUCAGUGUUAAAUGUUUAAAAUAUUAAAAUAACCAAAAGUAAAUAGAAAAAUUAAGUACCUUUUGAAAAUUUGAGAUUUAAAAUCAAAACGAUACGAUUUAAUCAAAUGAUUUUAAAUUCAUUAAUUUUGGAUAACAAAAAUGGUUUUUUGAAUACAUUUACAGAUAAAGGAACCACCAAAAUCAACUAAAACAACAACAAGAAUCCACAAAUUUUUAUUAAAACGAAACACAAAAAUCAAAACUUAUUUUUAACUGUAGAAAAAUAAAACUUACAAAAUCGAAAAUAAAAAAAAAAAAAAAACCAACAAAGUUUAAUCAAAAAGUAAACUCUCUUUGGGGGGGAAAACAUUAAACGCUUCUUAAUUUAGAUACUUAAACUUUAAUGAAUAGUUUUUAAAACCAAAACCAAAAACAAAAUAAAAUAAAAAAUAAAAAUCGAAAUCGAAAUCGAAAUCGAAAAGAAUCAAAAUUAAUUAUAAAUGCUCACAUAGCCUAUUAUGGACGAAACUUCUCGAAUAACUGGCCAUCAACAAGUAGUAUCAGCAUCAAGUCAGAAAACAUUUCCCAAUCAAAAAAACACCCAAUCAUCAUCAUUUGCAUCAACAUCGACUUCAACGUCAGUUAUUGAAGGAAAAUCAAAACCCAGCAUCAGUAGUAGUAGAAGUAGUAGGAGUAGUAACAGCCCAACGGCAACACUGAAAAAACAUCGCAAACUAGUUCGUUCACCAGAGGUCUCUGUCUGUGAUAUACCAGCAUCGGUUGUUGCGACAAUUGCUGCAACCGUAACCGACGUAAUGGGCGGCGGUUUUACCACACCACCAACGACGUUACAAUUUUUUGAUAAUAAACCGCCCACAGAACCGAAGAGAACCUUAUACAAUUCAUUUGAGGAGAAACAUCGAAAAUCGGAUCAAACAUCGAAUCUUUCGCCGAUAGUCUUAGACGCCGCCCCUGCCAGCAGUAGCAGUGGUAUUGGUGGCGGAGGAGGUGGUGCUUGUGGAGAAAUUAGUGGAGGCGGCUUAAGUAGCAGCAGCAGCAUCAGUCCAACAUUGUACACAAGUUCCCUGCCGGGACUUGGGAGUUUGGGCCCGCUUUUGCUUGAGAGCCCCGACGACCCGCCAGAUUUUGAAUACCACACUUUCAGUGCGGACAGUGGAAAUAGUCAGGAAGGUAGCGGAGACAUAGUUUCCGAUCCGACGAGGUCCUGUUUUAGCUUCAAGGACACCGCUUUGCUAUCGAUGGGCGGUGAGCUAAGUACCGGAACUGGCAAUCGAAAUCCGUCACAAGAGGGUGAUAAGUUAAACCGCUUGCAGAGCUUCCUUUUUAAGACCUCAUCAUCGGAUGAUGGCAAGACUGCACCAGAGAAAUGCUCGACGAGCACGAACUACCACCAUGCAGCGGCGACGCGGACACGGACGCAAACAUCUACAUCAACCGAAAAGGAGCCGUCAGAACUUGACUACUACCAGUACACCCUCACCUCUCCAAAUAAUCCCUUCCUGCCGGAGAUCAUAGCACGAGCAUAUCGUUCAGAGAGUGCCGAUAGUGAGGCGGGAACAGCUGCCUGUGGCAAUGGCGAGCUCCAUGACAGAGGGAAGCUUUCGCCGACGCAGUCCUUGUUUGCCUUCAGCCGCAGUAGCAGUGCCGAGAAAUCUGAUAGCGAGAGGGAUCAUUCGGAUGUUAUUUCCGGUCUAGGAUUUGAAGGUGGAGGAGGGGGAGGAACAGGAGCAGGAGUUGGCACCGGUGGAGGAGCACAGUUAUAUGACAGAAAAUCUUCAAGUGCCUUCGAACCCACUAGUCCGGGAAAACACAAAAGGAAACUUUUCUCGUUGAAUUCACCAACACGAGAACCAAAACACCAUCACCCAAAGGAACACCACCACAAGGAUAAGAUUUCACCUCAAUCUUCGAUUGGCAGCAGUGUGGUAAGGAGCUUGAAUCCUUUUCUGUCGUCGACGACAGCAACAACAACGACGUUAAGUAGCAAACAGGAAAUGGCACCCAGCGACUUGAAUGCCAAGCGGGAGGAAUUUUUGCGGGCGACUAUGAAAAUUUGCUUAGUGGUAUCACCUCCGACGAGCAAGUUACAGUUGAAGUCGAAAAGCCUUACUCAUUUGGAUGGUUUGGACUCAAUGAUAGCAUGUCCGCAUGGCUCAGCAGUUGGACAUGGACAGCAGCAAAAAUCCCGCGUUUCUGAGCAAUUGGAAUCAGCAUUGCCUCAACCACAAACGCCAUCGAAGCCUGCUGUAGCUGCUGCCUACAGCCACCCGCCAAUAGGCGCUGUUGCCGCUUUGCACCACCAGCAUCAACACCACGCACAUCAAACGCCAAUCUCACCCUCCUCACAGCAUCAUCAUUACCCAUCUUCCUCAUCAUCGGCAUCGGCAUCAGGGACACAGGUGUAUCAUCAUCCGUCGAUAGCUUCGUCGACAACUUCCACAACAUGCAACAAAAUGUGUUGCCUUGGCGGUGGUGGAGGUGGUGCCACAACCAUCACCAGCUCGAGUGCAUUAAGCCCUGUCGCAAGUGGCGUGACCGGUGCAAUCGGAUGCAUUUCUCCUGGAAGCAACAUUGCAAUUUCUUCCAGUGGGGUCCUGACGAACUCUAGUGCCGUCAUGACAUCCCAAGGAGCCGGAGCUGGAUCUGCCACAGUAGCAGCAACAGCAGUAGCCGGAGCACCACCAACAACAACGGUACACAAAAAGAAAUCAUCGUUCAUGCAACGAAAAAAACCUCUCCUCACAAGGAGUGAGAUAUCAAGUUCGGAAUUCUUUUCGGUGAGUUUUUGUUUGGAAAAUGGAUGUCAAGAAGAAGAAUUUAUACCAGCAAUUAAGGGUGUGACGCUAUCGGAAGCUUUAAACAGUUCGCUAAGACGGAGGAAUCUUAGUUUUUCACAAAUUAUUAUAACAGACAAUAAUUUGCCUAGUUUUUUGGAAUCAGGAUCCCCGCCUUAUACAAGUUCUUUUGAAGAAAACACCGAUGUUGAGAAUUUAGUUGGCCGACAUUUGGUCAUCACUGAACGGGAUGGCAAGAAAACUCUUCAAAAAGCUGCUUCAUUUGGUUCCCGUACCCGCCCACCAAGAUUACUGUCAUCGGCUUCAACUGAAGAAACCACCGAAUCGGAACAACGAAGUAUACCUGGCAAGCAAUUGAAACAACGUUGGUCCGGUUUGUUCGGCAUCAAAAAUCCCCAUCAAAGUCAACUUUGUGAAUUACUAAAUAGUUAUGCCAAAAAUGGCGUACCACAAAAAACAGCUUCGUUGAGUUUCGAUCAUCAAGAUUUCGAUGCAGCACAAGACUAUUUAGAUAAUAUGCACUCAUCUUGGAAGGAUUUUGUUCACUGUGAUAAUAUGUCGGAUGUACAGAUAAAAAUACAAACGGCCAUUUGGGAAUUAGUUACAACGGAAGUUUAUUAUAUUCAUGCGUUGCAAACUGUCACUGAUCUUUUUCUUGCCUGUCUUGAGGCAAUACAAGAAGAUAAAUUACUUACCGAUGUUGACCAACACAAAUUAUUCUCCAACGUACGUGACAUUUGUGAGGCUAAUUUGAAAUUUUGGACAUUAUAUUUGUAUCCAAUGGUGGCAAAUAGUAUUAACACUCAUGCACCACUUUGCAUAGAUUAUUUUCGUCAAGGUUUCGUCACUUUUGCAACGAUAUUUGCACCAUACAAAAAGUAUUGUGCCGAACAAAGCACUUGUCAGUUUUAUUGUAAGGAACUGAAUCGGAAUAAUGCACUUUUUACGGCUUAUCUGGCGUGGUGUGAAUCACAAAAGAUGUGCAAUCGUUUGCGAUUGGCUGACAUAUUGGUGCGGCCUAUGCAAAGACUGACUAAAUAUAAUUUGUUACUAACUGCGAUACGAAGGCAUGUUUUAGAUGAAGAUGAUGCUGAUGCAAUAGAUGAAAUGAUUCAUUCAGUGGAAAAUUUCGUGUGUAGUGUGAAUAACCAUUUGACAACGAGGCAGGAAAAUGAGCGUCUUAAAGGUGUUAUGGCACGAAUAGAAUCAUAUGAUGUUGUGGACACCAACAAUGAGCACUUAGAAAAGCUUAUCAAGCAACACAGUGUCAUGUUUGACUUAUGUGCUCCCAUGAAAGGUUGUCCCGCUCACCAAGUGCGUCAUCUUUUCAUGGAAGGCGAUCAUAAAUAUAAAGACAAUUUGGGUAAAGCCGAUGUCCAUUGCUUUCUACUAACUGACAUUCUACUGGUUUGCAAGACUAUAGCGAAAAAAGGUCUUGGCGCUUUAAAAGUCAUCCGACAACCCUACCUUACCGACCGACUAGUUGUCCAACACAAUAACAACACUCUGAAUUGUGUCUAUCUAAAUGAGUUCCAGGUUGCGACCUCGGCGUUUACACUUCAGUGUUCGGAGGCGAAGAAUUGGUACGAAUCAAUGAAACGGGCAAAACAUAUCUACGCAAGACUGAAACAAGGCAGUGCUAAUAAUUUGGACAGUUUUCGUUAUGGGGGCAGUGGUGCUAGUGGUGGAACUGCGGAUUCCCUUGGGGUUAAGAAAAGCCCCAUCAACAGUUCGAUUUGCAGUCACGUAUCAAGUGCGAACAAUAGUCACAGUGGAUCGGUCGAGUGGAAUGAUUCGAGGAAUAUUUCUGUUGAGUUCGAAAAGACAAAUUCACUUUCAAGUGACGAAGGUACAAAUCAAGGAUUUGGUGCAAAAACCAAACUUUUAGCUACUAGUCCACAUAAGCAGAAAAUAAUAACUUCGUCCAAUACUUUGUCAGUGCAACCGAUCAACCAUCUUGGGCAGAGUUUGCCAAACUUAAAUUUACACCAUAGUCAAUCUAACCUUUACCAUACUUAUAGUAACAAUACGUUGCUUGUACCUGGACCAACAAGUAGUCAUUCGGGCAAUUUAUUAUCGCCUAGUCAUCGUGGUAUAUCAUAUCCACCACCAAGUCCAACGAGAGCUACUUUACGUCGAGGUAUGGCAUUUUCGGCGUCGAUCAAAAACCCACCACUAGUCAAAUCGCGUAAUAUAACCUCACAAAAUAGCAUCAACUGGCAUCAAAUACCAGCCACACCAACGCCAACCAGUCCGCAAUCACAGUCCCAGUCACAGCUUAACCAAACGUCAUCAUCAUCGACAUCAGCGAUUGCAGCGCCACCUUCAACACCACUGACAGAUCAAACGCCAUUGACACCAACAUCUGGCAGUGCUGCCCAAUUGACAAAUCAUACCGGAAGUGAUGUUAGUUCAUUGCAUAUCAGUAGUACGGAAACUGACGUUUGAUUUAGUCGAUCGUUACCAAAUAUUGUUGUUUGUUCGUAGUCUUCUAUAAUUUAUUAUUUAAAUCUUUAAAAAAAAAAACUAUCGUCGUUCUCUUUUUAAUAAUAAUUUGUCUUCUACAUAAUAUUAUAAAAAUAUUUAUAACUAUUACAUUAUAUACUUCUUUUUCUUCAGGAAAAUUAAAAAUAAAACAAAAAUAAAAAUGAUAAACGAAAGCAUUGUGGUACUUAGCUUUUUUAACAAAAAUUGUAUUUUUUAAAACAUUGACCAUCACAAAUAUGACGUGAUGAAAAGAUAAGAAAAUUAUUUAUGAAUAUAAUUAUAGUAAAUAUAAGUAUUAGGCAAGGAAACUGAAAAAAAAAAAACUUUUAAAUGUACUUAUUUAUGAAUUUAGUAAAUGCAAAAACAAAAAUACAAAAUCUUUCAAAAUAAACUUUUAAAAAAAGUGAAUAAGUUAUGGUAUUGAAAAUAGGAAAAUGAUUAAGUUUUUAGAUGUUAAACAUAAUUGACAUGUACCUAGUUAAGGAACAUUUGAAUAAUGGUUCAAACAUAUUACAAUUUUAAAGGAAUGUCUUGUACACUUUAAAUCUUAAAAAAAAAAAUAUAUGAAAGAUCAGUGUCAUUCUGAAUGUUAUCCGUAAUCUAGUUUGACAGGAAGGCUUUUUGGAUAGAUUUAUUAUAAUACUCUCUUAACUCGUAGGUACUAUAGAUCUUCCUUGUUCAUUCCUUAUGCUUUAUUUAUUUGUUGGACACUAACUUAAUUUACUAUAAUAUCAUAACAAAAAUAAUUCUGCGCUUCCAAAUCUGGAAAAAGGAGAUUUCUACCCUAUUAUUGGUCAGCUGUCAAAACAAAACUUCGAUUUAGUUCUUCUUCGUUAAGUUGUCAUUUUUCAAACAUUCGGUUUUUAAGGUAUAUAUGUAUAUCCUGCUCUACCUUUUUUCAUAAUUAAAGAUGUAGAUAAAUGCAAGCCCUCCAUUAAGUUAGGGCAAGUUUCGAACCCAUGAUUGUUCAACUAUCAAACAAAACUUCGCACUACUUUUUCUUUAUUGGGUCAAUCUUUAACACAUUCGGUUAUUUAAGAUACAUCUAUCCCUGCAGAUAUGUAUUUAUAUGAAAGUUAAGGCAAGUUUCUUGUCCAUAAUUGGGCAGCUGUCAAAAAAAGGCUUCACUUUUGACUCACUAAAUGACAUUUUUGGUUUCAUUGUUUGUUUGACAGAUUAUCAUUUAAUGAGGUUUAGACAACCAAUAAAAAAAAAAACAUUAAUACUCUUGACAGCUUAGAUUCACUAACGAAUGGAAAAAAGUAAAGAUAGCAACAAUACAGUUUCUGUUUCACACAUCUCAUAAGUUGGUUUUAGUGUUUGCGAAGUUUUAUGGCUAAAUUACAAAUACGCUUCUACUUCGGCUUCACCUGACGUUAACGAGUUCAGCUUCGACCUUACGUUUCGUUUGCCAAUCGUACAAAAAAGAACGUAAUGUAACGUAAUGUGACUCCAAACGGAAGCUCUAGUUCAAUUAUCUGAAUAUUUGCUUUGUCUGACAGCUCAACAGCUGUAAAAAAAUGUCAACAAACAAAAUAUUUGCUUUUUGGAGGGACGAAAUAAUAAAAAUGUCAUUCAAAAAUACUUCGAAGCAGGCUCACCCUAACGCAGAAGAAGCCGAAGCUGAAGUGUGUUUGUGAUUCAGCCAUUAAUGACAUAUUUUUGAUACUUACCGCAUCAUCAAAAAGAAUUUCUUAAAAUUCCAAGUUUGAUAUCAAUGACAUAUGAAAAAUGACCUUGUUAGUUUAAUUUAAUGUGUAGCGUUCCAAGGAUGCAGUUAACUGGAAUCUGAAGUCCUUUAUGCCUCAUAAGCAUACAAAAUCAUAAAACUUUGAAUACGAUUUUCAAAUUCCUUCAAAUUCAAUCAGAAGCUCUGACAGAUAGCAACAUAUACCAGAAAUUCUUGGAUAGCUUUGACUUCCUGCUGCAGCUGUUUUGGAUCAGCUUUUCUUUUAAACGCAAAGAGCGAUUGAGAUUGAACGCAACCAAUUUGUAUUGUUUUUAAAACAACAAUUGUCAUUUUGACAGUUAAAGCUGAUUGAAAUAGCCAAAAGAACGGGUACACUUUGCAAGAAGAAGAUUGAACUAAUCAAAAAGUGAACGAAAAAUUGCUUUGAAAUUUAUUUAUCGGGGUUACAAUUUAUCGUUGGAGUUAAGAGUUCACAAGAGCUCUAUUUAGUAUUUCAAAACCUGACAUUUUAACACGCCCAACAUCUAAAAAAGCCAUCAAGCAUUAUGAAUAAAACUAAAAUACGCAUAAAUUUUAAACCAUAAACGUCUUUCAAAACUCAAACCAAAACUCCAUCUCAUCUAACUCAGCCUUAUUCAUUUACAAACCUAUACUUAAUCUUUUUAUUAGAAAAA
Molecule: messenger RNA, 9094 nt
Organism: Eupeodes corollae
Lineage: Eukaryota; Metazoa; Arthropoda; Insecta; Diptera; Syrphidae
Product: pleckstrin homology domain-containing family G member 5
Exons: 15
Coding region: 1946-6691 (1581 amino acids)
Biological process (GO): endothelial cell migration; Rho protein signal transduction
Cellular component (GO): axon; endocytic vesicle; plasma membrane
Molecular function (GO): guanyl-nucleotide exchange factor activity
Source: RefSeq, a predicted model, not a curated record